Salarias fasciatus (jewelled blenny) is the source of this 4162-nucleotide messenger RNA. RefSeq names its product glucan (1,4-alpha-), branching enzyme 1b (gene gbe1b). Gene Ontology annotation, cellular component: cytoplasm. NCBI's taxonomy places the organism in Eukaryota, Metazoa, Chordata, Actinopteri, Blenniiformes, Blenniidae. Bases 78 to 2147 code for a protein of 689 amino acids. The record is from RefSeq and is a predicted model, not a curated record. The transcript has 16 exons. Gene Ontology annotation, molecular function: hydrolase activity, hydrolyzing O-glycosyl compounds; cation binding; 1,4-alpha-glucan branching enzyme activity. Gene Ontology annotation, biological process: glycogen biosynthetic process.
CGCGUCCCCGGCUGCCUGUCUCCCCUUCUAUUCAGUCCGUGCGGUACAGCGCCGCGUUGGUUCCGCGUGGGGACACCAUGGCAGAGCUCUCGGAUAAUGUUUCCGUUCCUGAGUUCAACUCCCUUCUCCAAAUGGAUCCGCACCUCAAAACCUACGAGAGGGACUUCGGCAGGAGGUAUGCGCUGCUGCAGAAGCGCCUCUCCCAGCUGGAGGAGGCGGAGGGAGGCUUUGACCAGUUCACGCGGAGCUACAAGACCUUCGGCGUGCAGCGACAGCCUGACAACAGCCUGCUCUUUAAAGAGUGGGCCCCAGCUGCAGAGGCCCUCUUCCUGACUGGCGACUUCAACGAGUGGAACAAAUUCUCCCACCCCUACACCAAGAAAGAAUACGGCAAGUGGGAGCUGAUUCUCCCGCCCAAGCAUGACAAGUCUCCAGCUGUGGAUCACCGCACCAAACUCAAGGUGGUCGUUCACACCGCGGAGGGUGACCGCCUGUACCGGAUCUCACCUUGGGCCAAAUACGUAACCAGAGAGGAGAAAUCUGUCAUCUAUGACUGGGUUCACUGGGAUCCUCCUGAACAAUACACUCAAAUCCACCCUCGACCAAAGAAGCCCACGAGCCUGCGAAUAUACGAGGCUCACGUGGGCAUCGCUUCACCAGAGGGAAAAGUCGCUUCGUACGACAACUUCACAACCAACGUGCUGCCUCGCAUUAAGGAGCUGGGUUACAACUGUAUUCAGCUGAUGGCCAUCAUGGAGCACGCCUACUAUGCAAGCUUUGGAUACCAGAUCACCAGUUUCUUUGCCGCUUCCAGUCGCUACGGGACCCCGGAGGAGCUGAAGCGCCUGAUCGACGUGGCUCAUUCAAUGGGCAUCAUGGUGCUGCUGGACGUCGUUCACAGUCACGCCUCCAAGAACACGGAGGACGGCCUGAACCGCUUCGACGGCUCCGACUCCUGCUUCUUCCACUCUCCGCCCAGAGGGGAGCACAGCCUGUGGGACAGCCGCCUCUUCAACUACUCCAGCUGGGAAGUGCUGCGCUUCCUGCUGUCAAACCUGCGCUGGUGGAUGGAGGAGUACCGCUUCGACGGAUUCAGAUUCGACGGCGUUACCUCGAUGCUGUACCAUCACCACGGCAUCGGCACCGGCUUCUCGGGAGACUACAGUGAAUACUUUGGCCUUCAGGUGGACGAAGACUCUUUGGUUUACCUGAUGCUUGCCAAUCACAUCCUUCAUUUCCUUUAUCCCGACUGCAUCACUGUUGCAGAGGAUGUGUCAGGGAUGCCGGCUCUCUGCAGAAGAGUGGAGGAGGGAGGACUUGGUUUUGAUUACCGGCUGGCUAUGGCUAUUCCUGACAAGUGGAUUCAGAUCCUGAAGGAGUUCAAAGAUGAGGACUGGGACAUGGGCAAUAUCGUCUUCACGCUGACCAACAGACGGUAUGGAGAGAAGUGCAUAGCCUAUGCAGAGAGUCACGAUCAGGCUCUGGUUGGUGAUAAGACUCUGGCCUUCUGGCUCAUGGACAAGGAGAUGUACUCCAACAUGAGCUCCCUGAUUCCUAUGAGCCCCGUUAUCGACCGCGGCAUCCAGCUGCAUAAGAUGAUCCGCCUCCUCACGCACGGCCUGGGCGGAGAAGGCUACCUCAACUUUAUAGGAAAUGAGUUUGGCCAUCCUGAGUGGCUGGAUUUCCCCAGAGAGGGCAACAAUCAGAGCUACCACUACGCCCGGCGGCAGUUUAACCUGGUGGACAUGGAUCAUCUCCGCUACCGUCAGCUCUACGCCUUUGACCGGGACAUGAACUGGACCGAAGACAAAUACGGCUGGCUCGCCGCCCCACCUGCCUUUGUCAGCGCCAAGCACGAAGGGGACAAGGUCGUUGUCUUUGACAGGGCAAAUGUGCUCUUUAUCUUCAACUUCCACCCCACUCAGAGCUUCCAGGGCUACAGGGUGGGUGUCGAAGUUCCAGGAAAAUAUAAAAUCAAGCUGGAUUCAGACGAGACUCUGUAUGGAGGUCACGGCCGGCUGGACCACAACACCGAGUUCUUCACCGAGGAGCAGCCCUACAACGGACGCUCCUACUCCAUGCUGGUCUACAUCCCCUGCAGAACUGCUAUUGUCCUGGCCAACGAGGAGAUAGAUUACUGUUAUUAGAGGAUGAUUGUCUCCACAGAGACCAGGAUUGAGAAUGGAUUCCAAACUCAAACUGAGUGUUAACAAUCACCUUCAUCUUAAAGUGUCAACCUUGCAAACCCACUUUUUGUGUUUGAGCCUCUUUUUUUUUUUUUUUAAAGACAGUGGGGGUGUGUUGUCGACUAGUGUGCUUUCAAAUGCCAUCUGCAACCUUAGACGCUGUGUAACCCCAUUUACUACAGAUUGGUCCAUUUGGGAAGCGUCCAACCUCACCAGCAGCGAGAUGCUAAAACUCAAUACCCCGCCGAGUCCGUCCAACACUCGCCAGCAGCCAUUUAUAAGCUCUGUUGCAUUUGGCUUGUCAUCUGAAGUGCUCGACCGGCAACUGUGGCAGAAGAAAGCAAUACAAGCAGUAUUCACUUAUUAAAAUUAUUCACAAGAUAAGUUAUGUUAAAACACUUUUCUUGAUUUCAUUGUUUUCUGUUUAAUUAAUAGAAGAAAAAAAAAGAGUGUCACAGACGCAUAUAGAUGAAUAGCAGCCUCACUUGAAUAGCAGUCAAAUCAAUGGCGAUCUCUGUUAAUUUGCAUUGUGUGACUUUGUUCGUAUAAAAAUAUAUUGUAAUUUGCACAAAGUAUUAACCCGGUUUGAAUUAUUAUACCUUUAAUGAGUGUCUGAAACUGUUACGUUAUAAUGUUUGAAUUUAUGCAGCUACUGGGAGCAUUUAAGGGUUAUUUAUGGCUCGGUUAUUAAGCCAGUAAUUUGCAGCUAAAGCAGUGAUAAAAAUCGCCUAAUUUGGAUCAUUCACACUGUGUUGUAUAAUGCACAGGCAACAUUUUGAGCUGAAUUACAUCGUCUCUCCUCGCUUUGCAUAAAGCAUAGGUGCCUCCUGCGAUACAUCACAUUAAAUGGGUUUAUGCAAUGGAUUUUCUUUUUUUUUUUUUUUGCUAAGCUCUUCAAACUCCUAAAUUGUUCUCAGAUAAGUUGACGAUGAAGAUGGGAAACGAUGGUAUCGGAGCUGUGACGCACACGUUCUGGAAGAUGUGAUUUAUGUGCAGUGUGUUCAUUAGCUGUACUUGGUUCCCCCAGGAAUGAUCUGCUAAAACAGGUAUCGACAUAAAGAGCGACAUGUGCCUCUUCCAAUUACUUUUCACUCUUUUUUUUUUCUUUCUUUUUUUUGCGUGACUUUUUGUCCUCGGCGCAUUUAAUGAGUGAAAUCCCAAAGCCUUCGCCCGAGCUGGUAUGUGAGGAGGUUAUUGAUAAACGAAGAGAAGCACUGCAGAUUAUGACGGAACCGCUGAUCUUCCUCCCUCAACAACAACAGCAACGACGAAAAAAAAAAGGAAAAUGUCAUAAAAUAUUGUGUUUUGCAAAUGACUUUGAUAAUUGGUCUGUUUCCAGCCUUUAUGUUCUCCCAGCUUCCAUCCGCCGUCUGAAAAAGUCCCUUGUUGCUGUAUGAAUUGGUUGUACUUUGGACAAUUUCAAACAUUUCCUGCACCUUUUAUCACAGCAGUACUGAGAGAAGUGCAACAAGAGCUGAUUUUUUUUAGCAUCUCGGAUGAAAGCAAAUUCCCUGAUUUGCUGCCACGACCACGACAACAACGCUGUGAUCCACACCUACUGCAUUAGCGCAGAUCCUCCGCCAUUGAGGCCGUGUAUUGUAGCAUAUGGCAGGUCUGUGAUCGGCUUCGCCCGCAGCUGAAGGAAAACCGCAUUCAUAUUCAGGACCAUCCUUCUGUGUUUAGCCAAAAGUGUCAUGAACGUGUCAUUUCUUUUUCUUGUGUGUAAUGAAAACGCCUUUUCUCCGCCUCUCCGAGAGCACAGAGAGGAUCACUCUGCAUGCAUUCGGAGCAACGCGGUUUCUGGAGUGUUUAAUCAUUCCUCAUCUGACCCCAUGUCACUGUCAUUUCACCGCUGCCAAAAUGAAUCGUCUGCAUUUCCUUUCUCAAAAGUAAUAUUGAUGUGUGAUCCACUGCAACUGUUUCAGCAUAUUUCCUUCGUUAGGACUAAUGAUAAUAAAUCAGUGUCUGUCCAGCCA